UGUAGACUUCUACUCCUUUUAGACUUCUUUUUAAGUCUGCAGUUUUCCCGUUUAGUUUUUCUAUAAAGAUUUCUUCCCUCAUUUUUUAGCAAUAAAGGAAAAAAGAUCAAAAUCAAUAUCAAGAAAACGCUGUCGAAUUACGUAUCAAUUCUUUUCCUUUUAGGGUUUAAUUUAAUAUCUUUCUGUUGACCAUUUGAUUUUCAUCGACGUGUUUGAUUUCUUUUUCCUUCGAAUCAUGUGGAAGGGUUGCUACUAUUUUAUUUUAAAGAAAUAUUAAUUACCAGUUAAAGAGUUCACUGCAAUGCAUCGAGUGGGCAGUGCAGCGAACAAUGGCAAUUCUAACCACCUGCGUAAGGAAAAGCGACUGACCUAUGUAUUGAGCGAUGCCAAUGACAGAAAGCAGCAUUGUGCUGGCUUAAAUUGUUUAGCUGUCCUACAGUCGUCUGCCUCUGAUGGAUGUAACUAUCUCUUCACUGGAAGCCGUGAUGGCACACUUAAGAGAUGGGCACUGGGUAAAGAUGCUGCCACUUGCUCUGCCACAUUUGAGUCACAUGUUGAUUGGGUAAACGAUACUGUAAUAGCUGGUGGCAAUACACUUGUUUCCUGCUCUUCAGACACCACACUGAAGACAUGGAACUGCUUGUCUGAUGGAACUUGUACCAGGACUCUCCGCCAACACUCUGACUAUGUUACAUGUUUAGCUGCAGCUGAAAAAAAUAACAAUUGGGUUGCUUCUGGUGGUCUUGGUGGGGAGGUUUUCAUAUGGGAUAUUGAAGCUGCGGUUACUCCACUUUCAAAGUCAAGUGAUGUAAUGGAAGAUGAUUGUUCCAUUGGUAUCAAUGGUUCUGCUAAUCCAUUAACAAUAUCAAGUUUGCGAACAGUUAGCUCGAAUAACAGCAUUAAUGCAAGCACAAUGCAGUGUCAUGGAUAUGUCCCCAUCACUGCCAAAGGCCACAAAGAGUCGGUCUAUGCAUUGGCAAUGAAUGAUAAUGGAACCCUUCUUGUGUCUGGUGGAACUGAGAAGGUUUUGCGAGUUUGGGAUCCAAGAACUGGUUCAAAGACUAUGAAGCUAAGAGGGCAUAUAGAUAACACCAGGGCUCUCCUUCUGGAUUCUACUGGCAGAUAUUGUUUAUCUGGGUCCUCUGAUUCUAUGAUCAGGCUAUGGGAUCUUGGUCAGCAACGUUGCGUGCACUCUUAUGCGGUGCAUACAGAUUCUGUUUGGGCACUUGCAAGCACCCCAACAUUUGGUCAUGUUUACAGUGGUGGUAGAGAUCUUUCUUUAUAUUUGACAGACUUGACAACAAGAGAAAGUAUAUUGCUUUGCAAAAAGGAACACCCAAUUUUGCAGUUGGCAUUGAAUGAUGAUAGUAUAUGGGUUGCAACAACAGAUUCUUCAGUUCAUAGAUGGCCUGCUGAAGGACAAAAUCCUCAGAAGGUCUUUCAAAGAGGUGGUUCAUUCUUGGCUGGAAACUUGUCUUUCUCGAGGGCAAGAGUUUGUUUAGAAGGGACAGCCCCAGCUCCUGUUUAUAAAGAGCCAAUCUUUACUAUUCCUGGAACUCCAGCAAUAGUUCAGCAUGAAAUUUUAAAUAACAGAAGGGAUGUGUUGACUAAGGAUACUGCUGGUUCAGUAAAGCUCUGGGAUAUAAUCAAGGGUAUUGUGAUCGAGGACUAUGGACAGGUCUCAUUUGAUGAGAAAAAGGAGCAGUUGUUUGAGAUGGUAAGCAUCCCUUCAUGGUUCACUCUGGAUGCCCGACUUGGAAGCUUGUCUGUUCAUUUGGACACACCCCAAUGUUUUUCUGCAGAGAUGUAUUCUGCUGAUCUGAAUAUAACUGGCAAGUCUGAGGAUGAUAAGGUUAAUCUAGGCCGGGAAACCCUUAAAGGUCUGUUGGCUCAUUGGAUGACCAAAAGAAGGCAAAGACUUGGCUUGCAGACUCCAGCUAAUGGAAAUGUUUUAUCAAGAAAAGAUACUACUCCAAGAAGUCUUGCUCAUUCAAGAAUUGAGGUGGAUGGAAAUGCUCUUAAUGACUUCACAGUCUAUCCUCCUUUUGAGUUGUCUACAGUUUCCCCUCCUUCAAUUAUCACUGAAGGUUCUCAAGGAGGUCCUUGGAGAAAGAAAAUUACUGAAUUGGAUGGUAUUGAGGAUGAGAAGGACUUCCCAUGGUGGGUUUUGGACUGUGUAUUGAAUAAUCAGCUCCCAUCACGAGAGAACACCAAGUGCAGCUUCUACCUUCAUCCAUGUGAAGGUUCAGCUGUUCAGAUCCUCACACAGGGGAAGUUGAGUGCACCGCGUAUAUUGAGAACACAAAAGGUUAUUAAUUAUGUCAAAGAAAAGAUGGUGCUUGACAAACCAAUUGAUAAUUUAAAUACCGUCGGAACAUUUGCUCCUGGAAUUGGAGGACAAUUGCAGCAUUCGGCAGUUGGAGAUGGAUCUUUUCGGUCUGGAUUGAAGCCACGGCAAAAGCUUCGGCCUUCUGUUGAGAUUUUAUGCAAUAAUCAGGUAUUAUCUCCUGAUAUGAGCUUAGCUACUGUACGGGCUUACAUAUGGAAGAAACCCGAGGAUUUGGUACUUAAUUAUAGAGUUAUUCAAGGCAGGUGAUUUGUUGAUUCUGAGAGUCAGCUGCGACUUAUACAUGUUAGUUAAGUGACCUAUAUUACUCUUUACAGAAUAACAUACAUUGAUGUAUAUUCUUCAGGGAACACUAUUUGUCAUAUGAUAAAAGCAGGAAACUUGUAUCACUUUGUUUUAUGUUUUAUUUCAUUUUGGUUUUGGAAAGAAAAAGGGGGAGGGUAAUUCGAUUUUUUGAGAGGAAGCCUGCUGAUAAUUCAAUUCUUCCCUGUUAAUUCUGUCAAUUUAAAAUGGAAUCAUUGUAUCUUCAUUUUGAUCCGUGGAUUAACAUCAUAUAGUUUCUCUUUGAGAAUAUUUGCCCAUUGGA
Molecule: messenger RNA, 2933 nt
Organism: Gossypium arboreum
Lineage: Eukaryota; Viridiplantae; Streptophyta; Magnoliopsida; Malvales; Malvaceae
Exons: 19
Coding region: 302-2596 (764 amino acids)
Biological process (GO): double-strand break repair via homologous recombination; protein deubiquitination
Molecular function (GO): ubiquitin binding
Source: RefSeq, a predicted model, not a curated record